Molecule: messenger RNA, 861 nt
Organism: Telopea speciosissima
Lineage: Eukaryota; Viridiplantae; Streptophyta; Magnoliopsida; Proteales; Proteaceae
Product: protein DETOXIFICATION 33-like
Exons: 4
Coding region: 1-861 (286 amino acids)
Biological process (GO): transmembrane transport
Cellular component (GO): membrane
Molecular function (GO): antiporter activity; xenobiotic transmembrane transporter activity
Source: RefSeq, a predicted model, not a curated record
AUGGAGGAGGAUUCAAUAUUACUGCUCCAACUCCAUGAAGGGCACAAGACUAAUAACCCUACAGUGGACCUGAUCAAGCAGGUAGGUGUGGAGUCAAAGAAGCUAUGGAGUAUUGGAGGUCCAGCAAUCUUCACUUCCAUAUGUCAAUACACACUCACUGCCAUCACUCAGACCUUCAUAGGGCAUGUUGGAACCAUUCAGCUCGCUGCUGUUUCUAUGGCGAGUUCUGUUGUUGCUGGAUUUGCCUUUGGCAUCAUGUUAGGAAUGGCGAGUGCGUUAGAGACGUUGUGCGGGCAAGCAUUUGGAGCAGGACAGCUUACGAUGUUGGGUAUUUACCUGCAGCGAUCAUGGGUCAUUUCAUUUUGCACUGCUCUUGUUUUAGUUCCUUUGUAUGUGUUCUCUCCUCCCAUUCUCAAGCUUCUAGGCGAGAACACUGAGAUUGCUGAUGCCACUGGGAAGUUUGCCAUUUACAUUCUUCCCCAAUUGUUUGCAUAUUCCGUAAAUUACCCAAUACAGAAGUUUUUACAGGCUCAGAGGAAAGUGAUGGUAAUGGCUUGGGUGUCAGGAACAGUUAUGGUGAUACAUGUAUUUGUUAGUUGGUUGCUCAUAUUGAAGAUUGAUUUGGGUUUAGUUGGUGCUGCCAUUGCCCUUGACUUGUCAUGGUGGCUGAUCGUCCUUGGUCAUUUGAUCUACAUUUUAGUGGGGAAUACUGAUAGAGCUUGGACUGGUUUCUCUUUUCUAGCAUUUAAAGACCUCUAUGGCUUUGUGAAGCUUUCUUUGGCUUCUGGUUUUGGAAUUUUGGUACUUGAUGUUGCUGAUAGUUAUAACAGGAUAUUUGAAGAACCCAUUAGUAACAGUUGA